UUAAGGCACCUUACGUCCCCCACUGAUAUUCAUUCACACACGACUCACUCUUCUGGGCCAGAGGACUCGUGCAAAGACGGCCAUAUCGUGAUCUACAUCUACCUCAGGCAUGGUGCAGCUAUAAGCCUCUCGCCCAAGUUACCUGUCUCCUACCCACCUCCACGAAUCCCCGUUCAUUCUGUCCUGCCUCCGACUCGUCACCGACCGCGCGCGAUAGAUUCUUCCACGUCGCUUCGUCCAACACCGCCACGAUGAGCAAGCUGUGGGAGGUCGAUCCGGAGACCAAGAGCAAGCUGCUUGCCAUCUCCAAGACCAACGAGAACAAUCGCUGUGUGGACUGCGGUGCGCCGAGUCCACAAUGGGCUUCUCCUAAGUUUGGGAUCUUCUUCUGUCUGGCCUGCUCAGGCAUCCAUCGCUCGCUGGGCGUGCACAUCUCAUUCGUGCGCUCCGUCACCAUGGACUCCUUUAAGACAGGAGAGGUCAAGCGCAUGGAGCUGGGAGGCAACAAGCCCUGGAAGGACUUCUUCGAUGCCCAUAGCAGCAACACCAUGAUCGGUCAAGAGUUCGACAGCUGCACCAUCUCCGAACGAUACGAUAGCGAGGCUGGCGAGGAGUGGAAAGAGCGACUGACUGCGAAAGUCGAGGGCACCGAGUAUGUUCCAGGCGCGCCAAAGCCCAAAGUCGCUCCCAAGAAGGCCGCUGUCGAGAGUGUUUCAAAUACUCCUGCGGGUUCAGGAAGAAAUACACCUCUUGGUGGUGUUGGCGGCGCAAAGGCAGUGCCACAACGCACGUCCACACCUUCGCAAAAGGCACAGAACGAGGCAUACUUUGCGAGGAUGGGAGAAUCGAACGCGAGUAGACCCGAGGGCAUCGCACCGAGUCAGGGCGGCAAAUAUGCUGGUUUUGGCUCAUCGCCCAUGCCCACAGACGACUAUGACGGAGGACGUGCGCCUGGCGUAGAUGACUUCCAAAAGGACCCCAUUGCAGCGCUCACAAAGGGCUUUGGCUGGUUGUCAAGUACCGUAACCAAACAAGCUGCCACCAUUAAUUCCACAUAUGUGCAGCCCGGCAUGAAAAAUUUCCAGCAGAGCGACAUUGCAGCGCAAAUUCGACAGACAGGCCUCACUCUAGGCACUACUGUUCAGCAAGGUACGAAAGGACUUGGUGAUCAGUUUAACAAGUUUGUAGACCCGGAUCACCGACCACAGCAAGGAGGCGCCAAGCCCGAGAAGGCGGACUUCUGGGAAAGCUUCGGACAGGCACCUGCUGGCCCACCGAAAGAGAAGAAAGACUUUUGGGACGACUUCUCCGCUGCGGGUGAGAGUGCAGCCGCUCAAAAACCCAAGCCAAGUGGUUUGGGCACGAGUGCAAUGAAGGGGAGCUCGGGUGGUGCUGGAUCCAGCGCCUCGAAGAAAGACGACGACGGCUGGGGCAAGGAUUGGUAGCGGGUGGCUGGUAUAUUGUGCAAGCGCGGAGUCUGGCGUUGGCAGCAGCUAGGUACCUUUUACCGCCGUGGUCAGUUGCAGGAAUGUUGCAGAUGGAAGUCCGCGGACAUGGAACGUGUGAUCACUUUGACUAUCCUCGAGUCUGGAAUCCUUUUAAGGUUGAAUUAUUCUGACAGACGCAUGUGAGUCCGAGACAGCAAUAGGAUGUGCACGCAUACGCCUGUCAAGUGUGAAACAUAGGUAAAGGCAUGAGCAAGUAUCUCAAGCCCUCGCACCUUCAAUACUUUAUGCUCAC
Messenger RNA from Sphaerulina musiva SO2202, 1740 nucleotides. Its product is annotated as ADP-ribosylation factor GTPase-activating protein 1. The coding region runs from base 252 to 1445 and encodes 397 amino acids. The transcript has 2 exons. Gene Ontology annotation, molecular function: GTPase activator activity. NCBI's taxonomy places the organism in Eukaryota, Fungi, Ascomycota, Dothideomycetes, Mycosphaerellales, Mycosphaerellaceae. Gene Ontology annotation, biological process: regulation of ARF protein signal transduction; regulation of endocytosis. The record is from RefSeq and is a predicted model, not a curated record. Gene Ontology annotation, cellular component: Golgi membrane.